Messenger RNA from Chroicocephalus ridibundus (black-headed gull), 6354 nucleotides. RefSeq names its product ER degradation enhancing alpha-mannosidase like protein 3 (gene EDEM3). The record is from RefSeq and is a predicted model, not a curated record. Lineage: Eukaryota; Metazoa; Chordata; Aves; Charadriiformes; Laridae. Gene Ontology annotation, biological process: endoplasmic reticulum mannose trimming; carbohydrate metabolic process; mannose trimming involved in glycoprotein ERAD pathway. The transcript has 21 exons. Gene Ontology annotation, molecular function: mannosyl-oligosaccharide 1,2-alpha-mannosidase activity; calcium ion binding. Gene Ontology annotation, cellular component: endoplasmic reticulum; membrane. Bases 166 to 3021 code for a protein of 951 amino acids.
GCGGUGCGAGGCGGUUUCCUUGGCUACGCCACAGGAAAGCGGAGGGCCGGUCCCUUCCGCCUGCGCGUCGGCGCUAGGAGCCGCGGCCGCCGCGCUGCGAGGGGCGGGCAGCGGGCGGGAUGGGCCGGAGCCGGGCCUAGCGGCAGCGGGCAGGCGGCCGCGGCCAUGAGCGGAGCUGCGGGCUGCCAGGGGGGCGGCGGCGGCGGCGACCGGGGGCCCCGCUGGAGGAGGCCGUGGAAGCUCCUGGCCCUUGGCCUGCUCUCCGCCUCCUCUGUGCUAGCGGCCGCCCCGGGCGCUGGGGCCAUGAGCAAGGAGGAAAAGCGCCGGCUGGGAAACCAAGUGCUAGAAAUGUUUGAUCAUGCAUAUAGCAAUUACAUGGAGCAUGCGUAUCCAGCUGAUGAACUCAUGCCUUUAACUUGUCGUGGACGAGUACGGGGUCAGGAACCAAGUCGAGGGGAUGUGGAUGAUGCCUUGGGAAAGUUUUCGCUGACCUUGAUUGAUACCUUGGACACUCUUGUGGUGUUAAAUAAAACCAAAGAGUUUGAAGAGGCUGUAAAAAAAGUAAUAAAGGAUGUUAAUUUAGAUAACGACAUAGUUGUAUCAGUCUUUGAAACCAACAUAAGAGUCCUUGGAGGUCUCCUAGGUGGGCAUUCAGUGGCGAUUAUGCUGAAAGAAAAAGGUGAAUAUAUGCAGUGGUACAACGGUGAACUUCUGCAGAUGGCAAAGGAACUAGGCUACAAGCUUUUACCUGCUUUUAACACCACUAGUGGUCUCCCUUAUCCAAGAGUUAACUUAAAAUUUGGUGUAAGACAUCCAGAAGCACGAACAGGAACAGAGACUGAUACCUGUACAGCUUGUGCAGGUACCUUGAUCCUUGAGUUUGCAGCUUUAAGCCGAUUCACGGGAACAUCUAUAUUUGAGGAAUAUGCACGGAAAGCGCUUGAUUUUAUUUGGGAAAAGAGACAGCGCAGCAGCAAUUUAGUGGGCGUUACUAUCAACAUUCACACUGGAGACUGGGUCCGCAAAGACAGUGGAGUUGGAGCAGGAAUAGAUUCGUAUUAUGAAUAUUUAUUAAAAGCCUAUGUCUUGCUGGGAGAUGACAGUUUCCUGGAAAGAUUUAACACACACUACGAUGCCAUAAUGAGAUACAUUAGCCAACCGCCUCUUCUUCUUGAUGUUCAUAUUCAUAAACCAAUGCUAAAUGCUAGGACCUGGAUGGAUUCUUUGCUAGCUUUCUUCCCUGGAUUGCAGGUGUUGAAGGGCGAUAUUAGACCUGCUAUUGAAACCCAUGAGAUGCUGUAUCAGGUUAUAAAGAAGCAUAACUUUCUUCCAGAGGCAUUCACAACAGACUUUAGAGUUCACUGGGCUCAGCAUCCUUUAAGGCCUGAAUUUGCGGAAAGCACUUACUUCUUGUAUAAGGCUACUGGGGACCCUUACUAUCUAGAAGUAGGAAAAACACUCAUUGAAAACUUGAACAAGUAUGCAAGAGUACCUUGUGGGUUUGCCGCAAUGAAGGAUGUUCGUACAGGAAGUCAUGAAGACAGGAUGGACUCUUUCUUUCUGGCUGAGAUGUUUAAAUAUCUUUACCUGCUGUUUGCUGAUAAGGAAGACAUGAUUUUUGACAUUGAAGAUUAUAUCUUCACUACAGAAGCUCAUCUGUUACCACUCUGGCUUUCCACUACAAACCAAACCGUCUCUAAAAAAAAUACAACUACAGAAUACACAGAGCUGGAUGACAGCAACUUUGACUGGACUUGUCCGAACACCCAGAUUCUUUUCCCAAAUGACCCUAUGUUUGCUCAGAGUAUUCGUGAGCCUUUGAAAAACGUGGUGGAUAAGAGCUGUCCUAGGGGAAUUUCCAGAGCAGAAGAGAGUUUGGGAAGUGGACCAAAACCACCACUGAGAGCCAGAGAUUUCAUGGCCAGUAAUCCUGAACACUUGGAGAUACUGAAGAAGAUGGGAGUCAGUUUGAUUCAUCUGAAAGAUGGAAGAGUACAAUUAGUACAGCACGCAGUGCAAGCAGCAAGUUCCCUCGAUGCUGAAGAUGGCUUACGGUUCAUGCAGGAAAUGAUUGAACUCUCCAGUCAGCAACAGAAAGAGCAACAGCUGCCUCCUCGUGCUGUUCAAAUUGUUUCCCACCCGUUCUUUGGCAGGGUGGUCUUGACUGCCGGACCAGCACAAUUUGGGAUGGAUUUAUCCAAACACAAAGCAGGGACAAGAGGAUUUGUUGCAACCAUUAAGCCAUAUAACGGAUGCUCAGAGAUCACUAAUCCUGAGGCAGUGAAAGAGAAAAUUGCUCUGAUGCAGAGAGGCCAGUGUAUGUUUGCUGAAAAGGCACGGAACAUUCAAAAAGCUGGAGCGAUAGGUGGCAUUGUUAUUGAUGACAACGAGGGAAGCAGUAGUGACACAGCUCCUCUCUUCCAAAUGGCUGGUGAUGGAAAGAAUACAGAUGAUAUCACGAUUCCCAUGCUCUUCCUCUUCAACAAGGAAGGAAACAUCAUACUGGAUGCAAUCCGGGAGUAUGAGGCUGUGGAGGUGCUCCUUUCUGAUAAAGCGAAAGACAGAGCAACAAUCUUUAAAGGUAAAAUGAUUCCAAACUACAUUAUUGAUAGCAACUUGGAAAUGGAGAGUAUGGACCAGAAAUUAUCUGAAAACGAUUCACAUAAACAGAAUUCAGAAGAAGCUACUUCGGCAUCUCAGGAUGUUGGUGCAGUCAGUGAGGAGCCUGAAGAAGGAGAAAGCUCUGAUGUUACUGACCCUGAGUCCUUAUCUCCUGCUGACGCAGACAGUGACAGCAUUUCCAUUUCAAAUCAGGAUUCCUCUGUCCCUGGAACCGACGAGGCCAGUGCCCCGGAGCCAGCAUGUACGCAAGGGGAUCACCAGCCUCAGGAACAAAAGACUGAGACAGAGUCAAAUUCCAAAGUUAACUGGGAUAAUAAAGUCCAACCCAUGGAAUCCAUAUUAGCAGACUGGAAUGAAGAUAUAGAAGCAUUUGAAAUGAUGGAAAAGGAUGAGCUAUGACUUGUAAUAAUAACUUAUUUGUUAAUAAACAAGUGGAGAACUCUUUGGGUAAAAGUGAGGCCCUGAUACCUGAGAACUAGGAAACAUAUUCAGUAUUGUGAUGAGCAACCAGGUUUCACCUGGAAAUGACCACAGAAAUCCAGCACGGGCUCUUUGUAUUGUUUUAAUUUUUCCUGUUUAAAAAUGGGAACGUGCAAUCGAAGCAUUUGUCUGGCUCCGCCGCAUGGUGCUGUAACCCAGGAGUCUCCUUCAGGGAACCAGCCCGACUUCUGCCUUCCAGACUCCAAGAGGUCUCGCUCCUUUGGCCUCUGGAAGGCACAAGUUGAACACGGUGGGGUUAACGUGCCGGGUAACGGUUAUCGGUGAGGGCACCGGAAGGCAGUAGGUAAGCCACUCCUCUGGCUCGAGCGAAGGUGCGGUUUCACUUACCAUUACUGAGUUGAAAGGCUUCACUGAUAGCAGCGGGUGAAAUUACGUUUCCAGCUGUCUUGUCUUUAAGACACAGCUAGAAGCGGUUUGAUUUCGUCCUGACACAUCAUGCCGAGACGUAGUAGUGUUGCUCAUCACUCCUUCCAUCUGUUACCAUGAAGAACGACCAUGAGGACAUGCGAGUUCUCCCUUCUGCUCCACUUUCAACUGGAGAAACGGUAUAAACCAAAGGCGAUGUGUGCUUUGUAAACAGGUUCCAUCAGGGAAGCUAAGGCAGCCUUGCUCGUUUGGGGUCUACCAGAUACAGCUUCACGGUGCGUUGGGAACAUUAUGCUUGAGGUUAAGGUAAAGUGGACAAGGUAGAUGUUUCUCUUGGCCUUCCAGGUUGAAAAACCGACCCUGAGAUAAGGAAUUUAAACUGGCAAUAUUCUCUGCAAGGACACUAAACAGAACUAGAUCAGCAUAUAACAAAAAAAAUCUUCCUUUUUCUACAAAUUUGAUUUCUAACAGCUUGACUGUGCUGUCAUCUUUUUAUACGCAACUCCUAUCUGUGUGAUACUUCCGGCAGUGAGGCCAGUACCAGUAGUGAGGCGCAAGUUUUGGCUUGUUGGGUCCGUCGUUGGAAGUCCAGCGGCAUGAGCGGCCAGGCUGACUGGUGUUGCUCGGGGUUCCAGGAGUUUGCUACAGGUAAGUGUGAGUCCUCGUUUGUUAUCCCUAUUACGAAAAACAUUAUUUAAAUAAAAAUGGGGAUGUUUAAACAACCGAGAGACAUUUUGACUGUGUCCAAAGAAACUGCCAAAAACUAAUUAACUUGAUUUAUAUAAACUGCUUUUAGUGAAUUGUGGUUCAAAGAAUUGUUUUAUAUUAAAGAGUAAAUGAACACUGCCUAUAUGCUGCACCAGGCUAGAAAUGGAGGUUUAUAUUCAUCUUCACAACGGAAUAGAGAAAAGCCCCAAUCUGAAUUGCACCUUUCAUUUAGCUGGUGAAGUUAUGUGUGCUAAAUAUGCAACUGUUAAUUAGUCCAGCCAUACUGUAUGUAUUUCUGUCUACUCCUGCACAGUACGAAUGCCAGGCAGACGCUGCAGACGUGAACUCAAUGCCACUUGCUGUCGAGAGUAUCCAAAUGCACAGGCACCUUUUGAGAGCACGACAGUCAAUCAGACUAUGAUCCAGAAACUGAUAACUUUAAAUCACUAGAGUAGGAGGUAAUUUUGAGGAGGAAAUGGAGUGUUAGUGGAAUAGCGAAUAAGUGUCCUUUUAAAUAAAUCAGCUUUUAAAUGUAGUUAUAAUUCCUUUGCACAAAUAACCAUAUGGAGGUUUGGACUGAAUGAGGGGGCUUGAAGCAGCCAGGGCUUUUCAGUUGAGAUUUUUUUUUUAUUUAUGUUUUUUGUUAUGUGAGUUUCUUCACAUAAGGAAUUUGAUCGUGGGAGCCUUUUAAGUGUCCUUUGUUACUUGGAGCACCGGUGCGUCCCCGGGGGAUGCUGCGCUCCCCUGGCAGCACCUGGACUCGAAGCAGCGUGGCCAAGCGCGGUCAGCUGCAGCAGCGGCGCCAUGGGGUCAGCUCCCGGGGCCUUGCUGGUAACUCGUUUCAUCUGCCGGUGCGUGGUGCCACAAAAGGAGCAUUUUUGUUCCCGUGCUCUUCAAUAUGGGCUACAGCUUCAUCCCCGUUAGCUCUUUUGGUGGAAAUAGGAUUAUUUUUAUAGUUACAGAGGCCCUCUGGUCAUUAUGUUAAGACUGUCAAUAUUGCAACUAAAGGUUUUCUUUUUUUUACUUGCAGAAAAUUUAUGUGUAGAUGCAAAAUUUUAUUAAAAGGUUAACUUUCCUUGCCACCAGCAGCUCAUUUUUAGUUAACUGCUUUUCCACAUCUCUUGAUAAAGCAGCAGACAUUAGCUCUCCUUUUAAGGGAUUUGCGAACGAUCCCAGAACCCUGUAUGGAUUUGAAGCAUCGUUUUGGUGGUGGCCUACCUCAGAGACGUAACUCUUGCCUCCUUCCUUUUGGGUAGGGCUUUGGGUUUGGGGUUUUUUUUGUUUGUUUCAGUCUGUUCUACUUUACCUUUGAAACUGUCACGAGAGCCAUAGCUUUGUUUACAGAACUGAAUGGGGUAGGGUUGACCUUUUGGGAGAGAGGACUAAAUUGGGGGGGGCAGUUUUAUUCAGGUUAUUUUCAAUUUGUAUUUCCUUAUGAGGAAAUAGGCAUUAGUUUAACCUUUUCAUAUCAUUCUGAAAAGAAUUCAAUUUUCUGUCACUGUCAUCUUAAAAAGCAAGAAGAAUGUAUUAAAAAAAAACCAACAAACCCCUAACUUUUGGAGAGGGGAGUAAGCCUUCCCAAAAUGCUAGAAGUCUGCUCCCUCCGUGUGGAGUAUCGCCUGCACGUCAUUCAUCAGUCGUCUCCUCUUCCUUUGUACGGGGUAUUUUACGGUUACUUGUAUGGUAUUGAACACUGAAGAAUUCAGGAAUCGCAGCUGGAGCUAGCACUUAUCCCAUGCCAUGUAAUUCAGAUCAGCCAAUUAAGUUCUUAUUUGAUCUUACAGGAAUAUUCUCAAUUGUUUACAUUUAUUGUAUCUUAAUGAAGUUUCAAAAUGAGCCCAGCUUUGGUUCUUCUCCUGCUGCCAGCGCACCUGAAGGCACAGCGGUAGGCGUAAGUGUAUGUUGAGAGGUUCAAAACGGGACAUCUUAUGCAAAAGGCAUCAGUCAGAACAUAGAAAAAAACAAAACAAAACAUUCUGUGAAUGAAAUAUUGUAUGUUCAGAUUUUAUAAGAUUUUUUUUUUUUAGCCAGCCCAAUUUACAGCCGUAUAUUUUCUUAUGAAAGAUGUCUAAUAACAGGUGCUGUAACACUAAUGUUGGGUUUUACUGUCUGGUGAUAAGUGUAUACAAUAUUUCUAAGGGCAACUAUGUACUGUGA